AUGGAUGAGUCACUACAUUUUGAUAUAUCUAGUAUUAAUAGUUCUCCAAUUUUAUUAGAUAAUGAAGUUUGUAAUGUGACAACUUCCAUUGAGACGACAUCGGGGUUGACCCAAGAUUCACCUCAACAGUCCUUAUUCAUCAAACCUCCUUUUCCUCCAUCUAUAAACAUCGAUGACUUGGUCACUUCUAAACCUAAUGGUGAUAAACCCUCAAAAUCAAGUAAUGCUUUCAUCAUUUACCGUAAAGUUUACGUUAAGGAACUUCACUCACGAGGAGUAAAUUUACAAAUGACUCAAAUAUCACCUAUGGUUUCGGAGUCUUGGAAACAAGAACCUGAAAUUGUAAAACAAGAAUAUAAAAAACUUGCUGAAGCUGCUAAAAAAAGAUAUAAAGAAAUUUGGCCUUCAAAGCCAAGACGUCGUCAUCAAAGAAGACAACAACCACAAUUACCGACGAAUCCUUCCUCAAUACGUUCUAUUAAUUCUUCAAAUUCAAUUCAGACUUUUUUAUCAAAUGAUUCUUUGUCUUCUACACCUGCUAUAGAGUUAGGAGAAUCUUGGGGGUUAUUACCUUCUUAUCUAACAAUUCAGAAUUCUACAUAUGAUCCUUCAACAUUAUUAGAUCAAUUAUAUUAUGAUUCAAAUACUAUUACCUCUAGUCCAACAAUCGCUAAUUCAUUAAAUGAUCAUAAUCAUAAUCUUUUAACUCCACCAGAUGAAAAUUCGAAUUCAAAUUCAUCAAAUUCUACUUUAUUUCAUUUAAUGUUAAAUGGUCGUCAUAAUCGUAAUAGUAAUUCAAUUAAUAUGCCUGAUAAAAAAUCUUAUCAUCAGACUAUGACUGAUUGGCAUAGAAGCUUGAAGGGUCAUAAUACUCAUCCAUUUCAAUCUUUUAAAGAUGCGAUGACUAUUCCUUUUUUCACCUCUCAUCUAGUAUGA
Molecule: messenger RNA, 936 nt
Organism: Cetraspora pellucida
Lineage: Eukaryota; Fungi; Glomeromycota; Glomeromycetes; Diversisporales; Gigasporaceae
Source: the annotation of a GenBank genome assembly